AGGAGCUGACAGGCGGCCUAGUACACGCUAGCGCAGCACUGCUAAAGAAGAGGUCGACUGUGCUUACUAAGUUGUCUGCCCCACACCGAACGUUUUCUGCGUCGAUUACCUUGCCUGUUUCAGCGCCUUUUGAUCCUUGGUCGAUGGCUUCGAAGUAUUCAAAGCCAAAGAAGGACGAUGAAAUAUGUGAUGGGACAAUCAAGAUCGGUUUUCCCAACAGCUUCGGAAAGUGCUUCGACGACACAGCAAAGCUAUGCAAGAAAGGAGAGCUGAUCAACGAGUCUGUGAUCUCAUCUCUCGUAGAUUUCCUUCUGUGUCUUGUAGAGUACGUGUUGAACUCAAGCCCGGCAGAGAUAUCUCGAGACACCCUUUGUAACGUCAUCCGAGGAGCGUUUGCCAUCUUGCCCGACAGCAUGACAGAUAUUGGCGACCAGUACCUGAGCCUUGGGUCAUGUCGAUGAGGUCGACAAACAUGUCAUCAUUCAACUACAGGAUGCAAUUCGAUGCGAAAUGGGCACUAACAGCGAUCGUCAAUUCUUUCGUUUCAAUAAUGGCGGCGCAGAAUGCAGACAAAUCGAAUAAAGUCGAGAUCUUGUAC
Rhipicephalus sanguineus (brown dog tick) is the source of this 598-nucleotide messenger RNA. RefSeq lists its product as uncharacterized. The coding region runs from base 144 to 461 and encodes 105 amino acids. The transcript is spliced from 5 exons. The record is from RefSeq and is a predicted model, not a curated record. Lineage: Eukaryota; Metazoa; Arthropoda; Arachnida; Ixodida; Ixodidae.